AUGCCGGCGUGGUGGAGUAGAAAGUCAUCAAAGAACAAACAAGAGCGUGACGGUAACGAUAAUGAUGAAGAGGAUGGAGAAGAACAAUCACGCAGCGGCGUUCUUCAGUUCAAUUUCAUGAAAUCGCCGAUCAACGCGAUUAGGAACGGUGAUAGUAAGAAGAAUAAGGUUAGGAGAUACAUUGCGGAUCCUUCGCAUGUUGUCAAAUUAGAUGAUGUUAGGGUUAAAGAUAAUUUAACCGUGGAGUCAUUAACUAUGCAGAUAGAAGAUAGAGAGGUGAAACAACUCCAAGGUAAAGAGAUCGCUUUGGUGAAGGUCGUUUGGGGUGGACCGGCUGGAGGAAAUGUGACGUGGGAGCUAGAGAGAAAGAUGAAAGAUUCUUAUCCUGAUUUGUUUGCUUAA
Vicia villosa (hairy vetch) is the source of this 402-nucleotide messenger RNA. RefSeq lists its product as uncharacterized. The coding region runs from base 1 to 402 and encodes 133 amino acids. The transcript is spliced from 2 exons. Lineage: Eukaryota; Viridiplantae; Streptophyta; Magnoliopsida; Fabales; Fabaceae. The record is from RefSeq and is a predicted model, not a curated record.